Hydra vulgaris (swiftwater hydra) is the source of this 1273-nucleotide messenger RNA. RefSeq names its product set1/Ash2 histone methyltransferase complex subunit ASH2. Gene Ontology annotation, molecular function: protein binding; transcription cis-regulatory region binding. Lineage: Eukaryota; Metazoa; Cnidaria; Hydrozoa; Anthoathecata; Hydridae. Gene Ontology annotation, cellular component: Set1C/COMPASS complex. The record is from RefSeq and is a predicted model, not a curated record.
GCUCACAGUUAUGCUAAAAAAUAAAUAUUAUUAUAAAAAUGACUAUCGAUAAAUUUGAUGCUGAUGAAGAUGCUCUUGUGUCCAGUGAUAGCCAAUGCACUGAAACAGCAGUAAAGGGUAAAAAAGCUACUCGAGGUAAACGAAGGACAGCAGACUUUGAAAAAAGUGUUACAGCCAGUAAAAAGGCCAAAAGUGAUACUACUUCUAGUUCUUUAUUGCCAUUUCAUGGAUAUCCUUUGGAACACCCUUAUAAUAAAGAUGGAUAUGGCUAUAUUCUUGCUGAACCAGAUCCAAAUGCAGAUCGUCGAGAUUUCGAAGAAGACUCAUUUGCUGGAAAGCCAAUUCCUGGAGAAAUAUACAGAGUUUCCUUACAGCCCCAAGUUUGUUUAGCGCUUCAUGAUAGAGCCCCCCAAUUGAAAUUAUCAGAAGAUCGUCUUUCUGUAACAGGAGAGAAAGGUUAUUCGUGUGUGCGGUCUAACUAUGGAGUAUCAAGAGGAAAUUGGUUUUUUGAGAUAACAAUAGUAUGCAUGCCUGAAGCAUCAGCAGCCAGAUUAGGCUGGUGUCAACAAUAUGGAAAUUUACAAGCACCUUUAGGUUAUGAUAAAUUUAGCUACUCAUGGAGAAGUUGUAAAGGCACAAAAUUUCAUCAGAGUCACGGAAAGCAUUAUGGCGAAGGAUAUGCUGAAGGUGACAUUCUUGGUUUUUAUAUAUCUUUACCUGAAAAUAAUGUAAUUACAUCUGAUUAUCUUCCUAAAACAUUUAAAGAUAAAGCAUUGAUAAAGUUUAAAAACCACUUACAUUAUGAAGAAAAAGACAUGAGUGAAAUAGUAGAAAAAAGUUUAACAGCUCAUCGAAAUAGUAGUAUUUCAUUUUUUAAAAAUGGAAAAAACCAGGGUGUUGCAUUUGAAGAUAUCUUUAAUGGUGUUUAUUAUCCAGCUGCAUCAUUAUACAAAAACUGUACAGUGGAAUUCAAUUUUGGCCCAAAGUUCAAAUUUCCACCAUCUUUUACUAAUUACAAGCCUAUGAGUGACCGUGUUGAACAAAUGGCAGUUGAACAGUCUUUAUCAGAUUUAAUAUAUUUGGUUUGUUUAGAAGAUGAAAAGCGUUCCAAAAAGAAGAGAAAAAAAUAACGUUUUUAAAUUUGAACAAUGGUUAAUUCAAAUAAAGUUAUCAUAGUUCUAAGUGGAAAAAGAAAAAGUGGGAAAGAUUAUAUUGCAGAUAAAAUUUUUAACAAGAUUGGUAACGAUACUUGUGUGCAAAUUAAAUUGGCAAA